Molecule: messenger RNA, 1646 nt
Organism: Scomber scombrus (Atlantic mackerel)
Lineage: Eukaryota; Metazoa; Chordata; Actinopteri; Scombriformes; Scombridae
Gene: gemin7
Product: gem (nuclear organelle) associated protein 7
Exons: 2
Coding region: 60-446 (128 amino acids)
Biological process (GO): spliceosomal snRNP assembly
Cellular component (GO): SMN-Sm protein complex
Source: RefSeq, a predicted model, not a curated record
GAACACGAGAGUAACAGGCGCACGCUGCUGUUUGGUCUGAUUUGGCAGAAAGAAUCAACAUGGCAACACCAGUGUCUGUUUUACGGCUGCCUAAAGGACCCGACCCCAACAGCCGUGGAUUUGACCCCAAAUCGCCACGCUUCAUCGCUCUCUGUCGCACCUCCAUUUCCACUUCGGCUGAGUCAGAGAUGGAUCCUGAGCAUCUGCAGAGAGAGCAGCACGCACGAUCUGUGCUGAGAGAGAGUUUCCUCAGGUGUCUCCUCACUAUGGCCAACAAGAAGGUUCAGUUUCACAUGUAUGAGAACGUGAAGGUGGAGGCCACAUUUGGAGCAUCUGACAUUGACGUGCUGAACUUUCAGGUGUCAGAUCUGCAAACUCCAAUCGGGGUGCAGAAAGAGGCACUGAUCAGGUCUCAGGACGUGAUUUCAUACACAUUUGAUGUAUGAACACGUUUGGUUUUGGUUAUGCUGGAAUUGAGGUUGUCUAUAAAGUUGGUUAUAUUUUUUGGAGAACGGUGAAGCUACAAGUGAUGUUUUCAUUGUUUUGUCAGUGACCGCAUUCAAAGACCUUACACUGACUAGCAGUUUCCCUUUUCCAGCACAAGAGGGUGCUGUAUACCUGUGUUUCCAGAGUCAUGUCAGACCCUAAUGCAAGAGCUUGUUCAGAUUUGCACCAGGGUGUGGGUGAUGCUAUUGACAGAUAUCAGAAGAUUUGUGAUAAGGUAUUGACUAAAACACUGAUGAUGUGAUGAUGCUCUGCUGAUGAGUACUUCUGCCUCUAGAAAAUCUUUACUCACAUUUUGGGUUUAUUUCUCUCAGCUGUAACAGUUGUAGCACUUAGUGGAAAACUAGUAAUAAGAUCAACAUCAAAUCAAAAUCCCACCCAGUGUCUAUCUAUACAGCCUGAUACAUCAAUAUGUGUACAUAAUGUUUCUGCUCUGCAUUGUGAGGCUUUCUCAAGGCUGUUAUCGCAGAUGUCUUUCUGUGAAAGAUGUGAAAUCAAGUUAUUAUUCAUGUUCGUGUUGACAAAUUAAAUUUUGUCUCAUUUCAUGUUGAUGUAAAUGAAACAUUGCACUUCUGUAGAGUUAACUAUUUUGUAUUUUAUUGUCCAUUCUGUAUCUGGUUUAGAAAAAAUAUUAAACAGCACGAAUGUACAAUAUUGGGAUUUCCUGAGUAGUGACACUCAAGGUACAUGCAUAACUUACACUGAAUGUAUCAGAUACUUGGGAGAUAUUUGCUAACAAAGGUGGGGCAAUGACCCUCAGCAGAGAGAGGCUUGUUCUUGCACCUGUGUCAGCAAGUAGCCACCCUGCUGAAGGGCCCUCAACCUCCAGGUUUGCCGUACUGCAGCUGACCUGUCUGCAUGAAGAAGAGAGCCAAAAUAUUUGUUUUCACUUGCAAUAACUGCAGCAUUACACAGUUAGCUCUGGUGUUUUUUGGCCACACAGAGGCCAUCAUUAUGAGCAGGUAGAGAUGUUCAAUUUUACAAUUAUUCAAGGUCUGUGACAUCAUAACCUUAAUUAAUGCAGCUAACCAAUCAGCUGGUACCCUGACUGGCAGGCAAAUAUGAGAUGUUUCCAAACACCUGUUCCUGCUUCUAAUGGUGGUUAAAGAAAAAGUGAAAGCUUAAAACAUCAAUUAAGCAUC